UAGAGUUUUGUACGCUCACUAUAUAAACUUGACGAGAAUGGAGUUUCUUCCAAAAUCCUAAGGCCAAAAAUCAUGAAAUUAGUAAGAAUAAUAGUGUUAAGUGGGAUAUUAUACUUGAGAUUGGUUUUUGGAGAAAUUAAUAAAGAAGAAGCGUGUGGAUUUCCAGCCAUAUAUAACUUUGGUGAUUCGAAUUCGGACACAGGUGGAAAAUCAGCAGCUUUUCAUGAGGUGCAGCCACCCAAUGGUGAGACUUUCUUUCGCAAACCUUUUGGAAGGGUAUGCGACGGUCGUCUUAUCGUUGACCUCAUAGCGGACAGGUUGGAUUUACCGUACUUGAGUGCGUAUUUAGAUUCAAUUGGUGCAGAUUUUAGAAAUGGUGCUAAUUUUGCAACAGUUGGUUCAUCUAUCCUACCUGGUGGUUACAGUCCUUUUUACCUUGGUGUUCAGAUUUCUCAGUUUUUACAAUUCAAGAAACGUACUAUUUUGCUCAGUAAUUUAACAAUUACAAACUCGAAGCGGUUUUCGUCAAAAGUGAAUAUUCCAAAGCCAGAUGAUUUUUCAAAGGCAAUUUACACAUUUGACAUUGGACAGAACGACCUUUCCUAUGGUUUUCAACAUACACACGAAGCACAAGUCCGAGCAUCUAUUCCACAAAUCCUAGACAACUUUACUCAUGCCAUACAUCAACUUUACACUGAAGGGGCUCGGAAUUUCUGGAUCCAUAAUACUGGACCUAUUGGAUGUUUGCCUUAUAGUGUGAUAUCUUACCCAUUGAAGCCUCAGGGCUUGGAUGCCACUGGAUGCAUAGAGAGCCAAAAUGAGGUGGCUCGAGAAUUCAACAAGCAGCUCAAGGACAAGAUAUCACACUUAAGAAAGGAGCUCACUUAUUCUGCAAUUACUUAUGUUGACAUUUAUUCAGCUAAGUAUAAACUAAUUAGCACUGCCAAGAAACAAGGUUUUGGGGAUCCAAUGAAAUUCUGCUGUGGUUGGUACAACAAUGGAUAUGAAGUUGCAUGUGGGCAGACAACAGUAGUGAAUAGAACAGAGUAUGGGAAGGCAUGUAGUGAUCCUACAAAGUACAUUAGUUGGGAUGGAAUACAUUACACAGAUGCUGCCAAUGUCUGGUUAGCCAACUCCAUUCUCAAUGGCUCUUUCUCAGACCCUCCAGUUCCCGUUGAACAAUCUUGCACUCACUUAUCAACAAGAGUUUAACCAGAUAGUUCUUUGGUCAGGCCAAUCAUCCUACAGUUUCCAAGAAUAUUACUGCCAUAUAUAUAGCUGCAUAUGUUGUAUUUGUCUACUACCACUGAGAAGCCAUUUAGGAACUUCUCAAUCUUAUUUUAUGUGUAUGUAUGGUCACCUUAAUCUUUGAUAAAAGUGUUUUUUUUCCUUCAAAAAAUGUAUUAUCUGCUACUCCAUUGUCUCGUUU
Nicotiana tabacum (common tobacco) is the source of this 1429-nucleotide messenger RNA. RefSeq names its product GDSL esterase/lipase At3g27950-like. NCBI's taxonomy places the organism in Eukaryota, Viridiplantae, Streptophyta, Magnoliopsida, Solanales, Solanaceae. The record is from RefSeq and is a predicted model, not a curated record. Gene Ontology annotation, molecular function: hydrolase activity, acting on ester bonds.